Musca domestica (house fly) is the source of this 2944-nucleotide messenger RNA. It is a transcript of the gene Sac1, whose product is annotated as phosphatidylinositol-3-phosphatase SAC1. The record is from RefSeq and is a predicted model, not a curated record. The transcript is spliced from 8 exons. The coding region runs from base 433 to 2199 and encodes 588 amino acids. Gene Ontology annotation, cellular component: endoplasmic reticulum. Lineage: Eukaryota; Metazoa; Arthropoda; Insecta; Diptera; Muscidae. Gene Ontology annotation, molecular function: phosphatidylinositol-4-phosphate phosphatase activity. Gene Ontology annotation, biological process: phosphatidylinositol dephosphorylation.
UCUGUCAUCUUUUUUCAAACAGUCAUAUCUGCCACAAAACGUCAAAUUCUUAAUCUCUUGGCCGUAGACGAGUUUUACAUUAAAUUUUAUGUUUUUCUUUGGCAUUUCUUUUACAAAUGAAAAUUUUAGAAAAGGCCUUAUAAAAAUAGUGAGAUUAGUGUUCCAAAUUAAAGUGGAAGAAUUAAAUAAAGGCAACAUUAAAUAAAUACAAGCAAUUUAGUGGCACCGGACAGAGCAAAUUUUUGGGGUUACGGAACGAGAAAAAAUCAACAAACUUCGACAAGAAAAAGGGUGUUGUUGUGCUGCUGAGUCUAAAAGUCAAUACCAGUGAAUAAAAGAUAAGCUCGACAUAAACAUCAGCACCAAUUAGCUCAACUUAUCUAACUUCAUUCAUUGCCUGCAAGCCUGUUUGACUGGUAAAGAGAAGCCAUAAUGGAUCCCGGCUGGAUACUUCAUGAUGAUAUGAAUUUAUACAUCACACCAGAACGUUUCAUUGUGGAACCAAAUGGAAAAACUGAACUUUUAAUAAUCGAUCGUACUUCAAGUACUGUUAAAGUGCAAUCCCUAUCGAAUCAACUAGCAAAUCUCUCACCCAAACGACGUAUAUGUGGUAUACUCGGUACAAUACAUCUCAUCGGCGGCGAUUAUUUGAUUGUGGCAACACAUCGUCUCUAUGUCGGCAUGAUCGAUGGUGGGGUAAUAUGGCGAUUAGCUGGCUACGACCUAAUUCCUUACAUUCCAACAACUACGCAUUUAACACCCAAACAACGAGAACAUAACGAAACCUAUUUGCAAAUGUUGCGAAAAACCUUAGAUACCAAUCAUUUCUAUUUCUCGUAUAAUUUUGAUAUAACCCAUACGCAACAACGACUACACACAAUGGCCAUAGAGGAGAGGCAACAAUGUCUGUACGAACGGGCCGACAAACGUUUCGUAUGGAACGGUGCAUUGUUGAGCAAUUUCAAUUGCAAUGAAAUGCGUAAUUUUCAAUUGCCUUUGAUAUUAGGAUUUGUUAGCAUUAAUCAAGUCCAAAUUAAUGGCCAAACAUUCUUUUGGUCCAUUGUUUCGAGACGGUCUAUACACAAAGCGGGUACACGUUUCUAUAGUCGUGGAAUCAAUGAAUAUGGCCAUGUGGCAAAUUAUGUGGAAACGGAACAAAUUGUCGAGUAUAAUGGACAGAUUAUUGCCUUUGUUCAGACUCGUGGCAGUAUGCCAUUCUUUUGGCGCCAAUUGCCCAAUAUUCGUUACAAGCCACGUCCAGUUUUAGUGCCUGGAGAAGACCAUUUGGGUGCAUGCGAAAGACAUUUUGAAGAGCAGAUUGCAAAAUAUGGCAGACAAGUUCUGGUUAACUUGGUCGAUCAAAAAGCAGCAGAAGGCGCCCUUGAAAAUGCCUAUCGUAAAUUUGUACAACAACUGGGCAAUUCAGAUAUACACUAUGAAGCCUUUGAUUUUCAUGCUGAAUGUAAAAAAAUGCGCUGGGAUCGUUUGAACAUUUUAAUAGAUCGUUUGGCCCACAAACAAGAUGCUUUCUCGGUGUUUCAUGCCAGCGAUGACAAACAUGUAUUGUCCCUGCAACAGGGUGUCUUCCGUACAAAUUGUAUUGAUUGUUUAGAUCGUACAAAUGUUGUCCAGAGUAUGUUGGCACGACGUUCGCUGUGUGGUAUUCUCGAAAAAUUGGGCAUAUUGAGAGUGGGUCAGCGCAUUGAAUCGGCAUCGCCAGCAUUUGAAGUUAUAUUCAAGGGGGUGUGGGCCGAUAAUGCCGAUAUGAUAUCGCUGCAAUACUCAGGAACGGGAGCUUUGAAGACAGAUUUUACUCGUACCGGUAAACGCACCAAAGCUGGUUUAGUUCAAGACGGUGUCAAUUCGAUGACACGUUAUUAUCUUAAUAAUUUUGCCGAUGGUUUUAGACAGGAUGGAAUCGAUUUAUUCCUUGGACGUUAUGUUGUCAACGAAUCUUUGCCCUCACCUUUGGAGGUGAAACACUCCUGGCAUUAUACAGCUUUCCCUGCCAUAUUGAUUUUCUCAAUGGCUAUGCUAUUCCUUACCGCAUUAGUGCCACCAGAAUUCAAUACAGAAAAUCUGCUAUUCAUGCUAUUCUGGGGUGCCUUAAUUGGUGUCAGUAUUAGUGGUAUCUUUCACUAUAAUCUAGAGUUUGUUGAUUGGCCGAGGCUUUUUCCGCCCAUUAGAUUUCAAGUCUAACAGUAGAUUUAGAAUUGGCAGUACUGCAGAUUAUUCAAGUUCACAUGAUAUCUUUCGUGUAUAACAACAAACAACUGCUGUCCAGAUGAUGUAUACCUUCUCAGCAUCAUAUUCUCUCUCUUCGUCAGGAUAUUCGUUUCUCAACAACAAGACGCAUCGAAGAAGAACUAUGAAUUCUAUUAUUCUUAUGGUUUUUUUUUGUGUAAUGCAAGUCAAACACGCCCAAAUGAUGCUGUUUAUAUAGAUAAUAAUAUAAGACAAAGCUUAACCCAAUUUAACAUAACACUAAAUCACAACUAUAUGUUUAUAUAAAUAUAAUUUGUAAAUGUAAAUUGUUUUCCGAUAUCUUCCUAUUAUUAUUAUUCUACGAUUUAUGUUUAAAUCAUAUUUAUAAUGUGAAUACUUUUCUUUCCCUCUUCCUUGUAUCCACAUAUAUAUUUUAUUAAAUCUGUACAAAUCGGUGUAUUUUUAGUUUAUUAAAAAAAUAUCAGAAAAAUAAUUCAAUUCUGUUUUCUAUCGUGAUUCCAUACACCCUAGUAAUACUAAAGUUAUUGUAGACUAGCGAGCUUUAAUUUCAUUUGAAAUUUUAGUAAAAUUUAUGCUUGCGCUCAUCAGCCAGUAUGAAGACGACUGGUGGUCUACGGGAGCUUUUCUCUCAAAAAAAUUAAUACUAAGCACUGGCGUAGAAAAUAAAAAACGAGUUAUAUUUGAAUAAAUAAUGAAAUUCUACAAACUUGAAAAAAAA